AGGAUCAAUGAAAGAUCAACCAGAGUGCAGAAGACAACAAACUACAAAUGCAAGUAUAAAUAAAUAGCAAUAAAUAACGAGAACCUGAGAUGAAGAGUCCCUUGAAAAUUAUUCACUACAUCUACACAAUGUAAUGAAACCCACAAAGUUUCUCGUCCAGAAACUUCCUCGGCCAAGAAUCUAAUGGACAUUGGCACUCGUCGGAUAUUUUCUGAAGAACAUGAUAUAUUCAGACAAAGUGUGAGACGAUUCUUUGAAGAAGAGGUGGUUCCAUAUCAUACACAGUGGGAGAAAGAUGGCCAAGUGAGUCGAGAAGUUUGGGAAAAGGCUGGACAGCAAGGUCUUUUAGGAGUCAAUACACCUGAAGAACAUGGUGGGCUCGGUGGUGAUGUACUUUCUGCUGCUGUGGUAUGGGAAGAACAGAUGUAUGUGAACUGCAGUGGACCUGGCUUCAGCUUACAUUCAGACAUUGUCAUGCCUUACAUCACUAAUUAUGGAUCUAAAGACCAGAUUGAGCGUUAUAUUCCUCAGAUGGUUUCUGGAAAAUGUAUUGGUGCCAUUGCAAUGACGGAGCCCGGUGCUGGCAGUGAUUUACAAGGAGUACGAACAAAUGCCAAGAAGGAUGGUAGUGACUGGAUUCUCAAUGGCAGCAAAGUUUUUAUAACAAAUGGCUGGAUGUGUGAUGUGGUCAUUGUUGUAGCUGUAACAGAUCCUCAAUCUCACUCUAAAGCCCAUGGGAUAAGCUUAUUUCUUGUGGAUAAUGGCAUGAAGGGAUUCAUCAAAGGAAAGAAGCUGGAGAAGAUUGGCUUGAAAGCACAGGAUACAGCUGAGCUCUUCUUCGAGGAUGUCCGCUUGCCAGCUGAUGCUCUACUAGGAGAGGUUAAUAAAGGAUUCUACUAUUUAAUGACUGAGCUUCCACAGGAACGAUUGCUCAUUGCAGACAUGGGCCUUGCCAACUGUGAAUUCAUGUUUGAAGAAACAAGGAAGUAUGUGAGACAGAGAAAAGCCUUUGGAAAAACUACUGCUGAUUUGCAGACUGUACAGCACAAACUGGCAGAAAUUAAGACCCAGUCAUGUGUGGGCCGAGCAUUUAUUGACAGCUGCCUACAGCUGCACAUGAGGAAGCAACUGGAUUCUGCUUCUGCGUCCAUGGCCAAAUAUUGGGCAACUGAGCUCCAGAAUAAUGUAGCCACCCAGUGUCUACAACUCCAUGGCGGAUGGGGAUAUAUGUGGGAAUAUCCAAUUGCUAAGUCUUUUGUUGAUUCCCGUGUUCAGCCAAUUUAUGGUGGAACAAAUGAAAUAAUGAAAGAGCUUAUUGCUAGACAAAUUGUAAGUGACUAAUGGUCCUCUGAGCUGAAUGCUGAUUCGUGCCAACAGUACCUUCAGAUUAAGAAAACUUGUAAUCCUCUUCCUCUUCAUUUCAUCCAGCAAAAAAAUAAAUCGGAUUGUUCAGCGAUGGAAAACUUAGCUUACUUUCUACAGCGCAUUCCACCUUGAUAUGAUCUGUAUAAGUUGACUGGAAUAUGAAUGCUUUUACUUGUGCUUUUUUGUUUACUUGCUAUUUGUGGAACUGUGUCAGCAACAGUUUUAAGAGCCAACUGUGACAUGUUCUGGUGGUAAAAUCUUAUGCAAGAAUCUGUUUUGUUGAGGCAACAAACCAAGAUAAAUGCUUUAUUUUUUUCAAUCUGGGUGGGGGAAAAAUCAAAUCACAUACUGAUAGUGAAAAGAAUGGCAUUUUUUAAACAACUUCCCACUGUAUAAUCUUGAGUUUUGUAAUUCUUUGUGUAUUUUGGGGGAAUUCUAAGGUUCUAACAGACAUGUGAUCAGACUGUUAUAGAAUUAUCUGCUAGUUCUCAGAGUUGUUUUAUUAAAAACAUCUUGAUAACUAGGGCACAGAUAAGCCUUAUGUUUGAGUAAAGAAGGAUAUUCCACAGUGCAAUCAUAAUCUUAAACAGUCUAACUCUAAAUUGUUGGAAUUUGAAAAUUCCCCAAGUAACUGAUUUGAGGCAGAUAAAAUCCUAGUUUAGUUCCUGGAUGACAGUGGUACUGUUGUAGGUAAAGUAACCCAAAGGAUUUGUAUCUUAUGAGGGAAAAUCAGCCAGUGUUUAUACCAUGCAGUGCCUCUUUUUGAGGAGCAUUUGUGUUUAUGCAACUUGUGCCCAUCACUUUAAAUAGUUUUCUAAUGUUCACUCCCAUAGGUUACUGAGGAAUGAUCACCACUAAUGAAACUAUAACUCUGAGGAUGCAAAGGGAAUGGAAGUUAGCAAUAAGAAAUGCCUCAGAAGAUCUCUGUAAUUUCAUGUAUAGAGAUUGUAUAGGGUACAUUGGCUCCUUCAUUCAAAUGAAUCACAUUGGGACUAAAUUCAUGAGAAACAGAGGCAGCAGUAGAGGAGAGUAGGUUCUUGAAUCUAUCAAUGUUAUAUUUCAUCUUCACUUCCCAUCAGAUGUACCUGUGAUUUGAUCCCCAUUGGCUCCAAAAAUCUAUUGACCAGGAAUAUAUCUGGUUAUCCUUUGACCUAUAGGAGAAUUUACAAAGGUUUGACAGCUAGGACUUCCACCCUAUCUUAAUCUUAAAUGGCUGAACUCUUCACCCAAUGAUGUACUGCCUGAUUCUAGACUCUCAAUUUAGAGGGAACAGCUUCACAGCAUCUGCUCCAUCAGUCCCUCAGGAGCUUUUACAGUAUAUUUGAUCACCUUUCAUUCUUCUUGUAUAACCUAUAGUGAGGAUAGACAGAUCCUAUUUGAUCUCACUUCUUUUGCCGAAAUUAUCAUUGCUGGAAUUGAUGCAGAGAACCUGUACUGCUUGACAAUCCUGUCCUUCCCCAUCCGGACCCUAAAGCCCUAAAUACUUGCACUGAUCUCUUUACCUUGAUGUUCCCUUGCACCCUCCUCCACUUUCCCACUUUGUAUUUUAGCAAAUUUGCAACAAACUGUAUACUUGGCCCCUUCAUCUAAUUAAUUGAUAAAGGUGAUUAAUAACUGGUUAAGUCUGCCAGCGUUUAAAUUAUCAUGUGCAUUCCAAUUCUCUUCUGUUUUGUUUUUAAACCGGGCCCUAAUCACAUUUGCCUCUAUUUCAUGGGCUCCUAUUUUGUUUAACACUUUCCUAUUGUACCUCUUGGGUGCCUUUUGAAAAUCCAGAUAUACUGAAUCCACUGGUUCUCCUUAUCUAACCUACUAGUUAUAUACUCAGAAACUCAGUCUUUAAAGACAUUAUCUCCAGUUUCCAGCUAUAAAACUUUCCAUUUCAUAGCCAUGAACAAAUUGACUUUUAUGUUAUGAACAAUUUGCUUUAAUUUCAAUAAACGUUUAUUGAAAAUA
Molecule: messenger RNA, 3318 nt
Organism: Mobula hypostoma (lesser devil ray)
Lineage: Eukaryota; Metazoa; Chordata; Chondrichthyes; Myliobatiformes; Myliobatidae
Gene: acadl
Product: acyl-CoA dehydrogenase long chain
Exons: 11
Coding region: 184-1341 (385 amino acids)
Biological process (GO): long-chain fatty acid catabolic process
Molecular function (GO): long-chain fatty acyl-CoA dehydrogenase activity; flavin adenine dinucleotide binding
Source: RefSeq, a predicted model, not a curated record